AUGAACCCAGAUAUAGACCGGAGCGGCUGCACCAAGUUGAGGACCGAGACAACGACAGACACCCCUCUAUUACGUCACAAUGGUAUUGUCUACACGCACCCAGAAUGUAUGAGAGACGUACCGCUGGAAAAGAUUGACCGUUACCACCCUUACUGGGAGAAGUUUUGGCCGGAUCUCCAAGCUUUGGUGAAGCAAAGCCAACAAUUCUGGAUGGAUAGAUAUAACGCUGACCGCGAAGUGGAUGACAAGAGCAAGAGGUAUUACUAUAAUCGCCAGGUCAAUCGCGGAACCACGAUUUUGGCAUUUCUUGCGGAUGGCAAAAUCAGUCCUUUUCAGCUAUUAAGCAAGCGAUGUAUGACCAUUCUUUGUCAUACCAUUGAGGAGUUGGCCAAGUUCAAGCUCGACGUCGAGCCCAUCGAUUGGUUGCGACAGCGCCUCCACGCGCUCAGAGAAGAGCAGGUUCCAAAAUUUAAUCUUUCCAGGAUUAUUGAAGACUUUUAUCACGAUCCUGAGCUCGCUAUACUACGAAGCAAAUCCGGAUUCAAAACGCAAAGCGUCACUUUCAACUGCUACGUCUGA
Messenger RNA from Beauveria bassiana ARSEF 2860, 579 nucleotides. RefSeq lists its product as uncharacterized. The record is from RefSeq and is a predicted model, not a curated record. Bases 1 to 579 code for a protein of 192 amino acids. NCBI's taxonomy places the organism in Eukaryota, Fungi, Ascomycota, Sordariomycetes, Hypocreales, Cordycipitaceae. The transcript has 3 exons.